Messenger RNA from Odobenus rosmarus divergens (Pacific walrus), 2279 nucleotides. It is a transcript of the gene CCDC30, whose product is annotated as coiled-coil domain containing 30. Lineage: Eukaryota; Metazoa; Chordata; Mammalia; Carnivora; Odobenidae. The record is from RefSeq and is a predicted model, not a curated record.
AUGAGCCAAGAAAAAAUUGAAAUCUUUGAAAGUGAGUCAUCAGAAGGAAGGAGAAGGCAAUUGACAUCUGAUUUUAAUAUUAUACAGAAGGCUUUGAAGGUUGAAAGUGAGGGAUUGCAAAAACCAAAGUCAGAACUUAGAUGCCUUUAUAACGAAAUUCAAAGUCUUCCAUCAAAAGACAGAGACUAUUUUUUAAUAGCAUAUAACCUGCUACAAAGAGAGAAUUCUGAAUUAGAAACAAAGGUCUUGAAGGUUUCACAAGAAUUUGAACAAUUAAAUCAUUUUAUUGUAGGGAGAAAAACUGCACGUGCUAAUUUAAUUACAAGUGAAAAUAUCUGUAAAGAUCUUGUGUCUAAACUACCAGUUUUGGAAGUAGAGAUUCAAAGCCCAAAGGAAGAGAGAGAGGAACUCUGUCCUGAACAAGGAGAAAGUAAGCAGAAGGAAGUUGCAGAGGAGCCAGUAAAGGAGGACACUUUGCCAAGAGAGAGGCAGAAGGAGGAGGACUCACCACAGAACCAAGAUAUGAAGGCUGAAGGACAGCAGUUGACCUUGAAGCCUGAGGAAAUCGUGAGGCUUAGAGAAGAGCUGACCCUGCAGUCUCAGAGCUCGGGGGAUAGUUCAGAUGAUAGUAGUGCCCAGUAUCCAUCAUCUGGAGAAAAACUGAAAUACCAGCAGCAAGAGGAUGUACAUCAGCUUUGUCAGAAUUUUCACCGGCUCCAGAUUCUGUGCAACUCAGCUGAAAAAGAGCUCCGGUAUGAGCGAGGGAAGAACUUGGACUUGAAACAGCAUAAUAGCUUACUUCAGGAAGAAAGCAUUAAGUUCAAAAUUGAACUAAAGCAGGCCCAGCAGAAGUUAUUAGAUAGCACAAAGAUGUGCUCUUCACUCACAGCAGAAUGGAAGCACUGUCAGCAGAAAAUCAGGGAACUGGAGCUGAAGGGACUCAAACAGGCUCAGAGCAUUAAAUCACAGAACAACCUGCAGGAAAAGCUGGCUCAGGAGAAAUCAAAAGGUCCUGAUGCAGAGGCAAAGAUUUUGGACCUGUAGCAGAAAUUAGAACCUGCUCAAAAAGUCUGUCUCUCUGACACUUGUAUUUUGGGGAAGAAGCAACUAGAGGAAAGGAUAAAAGAAGCACUGGAAACUGAAGCUAAAACAAAGCAAAAAUAUCAGGAAGAACAGCACAAGAGGAAACUCCUGGAUCAGAAUGUAAAAGAGCUACAAAAGCAAGUGAGAAUCUUACAAGAUAAAGGGAAUCAACUGGAAAUAACCAGUUCUCAGCAACAAUCCAGAAUCCAGCAACAGGAGGCCCAACUUAAACAACUGGAAGAUGAAAAAAGAAAAUCGGAAGAGCAUCUCAAAAGCAACCAAGAAUUAUCAGAAAAGAUAUCUGUGUUGCAGCAAGAGAAGAAAGCGCUCUGUGAAGAAUAUGGGCAAUUUUUGAACCAGCUUGAUGUCCAUGUGAGGUACUAUAACAAGAAACAUCACCAUCACAAAGUCAAGCUUCGCAGAGUUAAGGACCGUUUAAUUCAUGAAGUAGAACUAUGAGAUGAGAGAAUUGAACACCUGGGAAAUGAAAUCAGAGGUCUGCAUCAGCAAAGGGAAAUGGAGAAGGCAUUCCAGGAAGAGGUCACUGCUCAAAAUGAUAUACUGCUCCUAGAGAAAAGGAAACUUCUGGAACAACUCGCAGAGCAAGAAGAAUUAAUCCACAGCAACAAACGGGUAAUAUCUUCAGUCCAGAACAGAGUACUUCUUCUGGAUAAAGAAAAUAGGCAAUUGCAGGAAACUACUUUCCGUCUUACACAGCAGGUUGGCCUCUUAGAGCAUAUCAGAAGGAGCAUCCGGAUUCACAGAGAGGAGACAAUUUGUGACAUCGCUGAAUUGGAAUUAUUGAAUAAAAUCUUGCCCUUACCAAACUCCAGUUUUUCAGGAACAGGUUUAGUAGAGUCGGUUGGAAGUCUUCAAGAGAUUAAAGAACAUACAUCAGAAGCAGCAAUGGCAAACCCCAAGUCUCCCGACUCGACUCUUUCGUGUUCACAGAAUUCUGAAGCUGGAUACACGAACGUGGCUUUUCUGAAAGAGACACACUGUAUCCAAGAACAAGACCAAAAGUCAGACCUAUAAAAUCACUGAUGGCUAAGACUAAGAUGGAUCAAAGCUGCUAACUUAAAGCUUGGGCAUGAGGGUGGAACAUGACAUGGAGAAGAGUUACCACGGAUCCCCACUGGACGUCAACCAGGAGUCCUCAGAAUUGCUGAUAAAUUCAUUAAACCAGUUUUAAAAAU